AUGGAGGAGAGAACCACAGGAAGAAAUGGAAGCUCUAGAAAGGGUAGCUUCAGGUUGGGAAUAGGAGUGGAUGGAAAGAAGGAUCACACUGUGGUGGAGCUUGGAAGUGUUGACACACACAGACUUCUUCUCAGCGGUGCAGAGAGAGAGAGAAAGCAACAACCUCUCACCAACUCUCUCUCUUCCAGGCAAAUGAAAUCCCUCUCUGCUCUCUGUGACACUAUCUUACCUUCUGUCCAACACUUUGUUCACACUUCCGACGAAUCUGUCAACAAGUUCUAUCAGAUUUCAGCUUCCAUGGCAGGCACACCAGAACGUUUAGGGGGAAUGAUAUGUGAGAAACUGAAACAUCCAAUGACAUGGUUACUAAAGUUGGUGUUAUGGGUGUUGUCAACGUGGUUUGGAACAUUAAUUUUGUGUGGGAUGGGAUGUGUCUCAACCCAGUUCCCCUUCAUCCACAGCUUUCCUGAUCUGUCUCUACAGAAAAGGCAAGAGAUUAUGCGAUCAUGGUCUCUCAGUUACCUUCGUCAGUUAAGGAUGUUCUUCAGAACUAUCAAACUUCUCACUCUCCUUGUCUUCUUUACUCAGAUAGAUGAAUCAGAGGACAACAUUUCAUGGAAAGCAAUUGGAUACUGUGGACCUGAUCCAGAAUUCAAAGCUCAGUUGAAGAACCACUUUUUAGAUGGAAAAUCUAAGGGAGGAGAAGAGGAUACGGAAGAUGAAGAUGCUGAAGAGGUGAUAGGACCCCUUUACAAAGGUCUUGUCCAUCUGAAUUACCCACGAGACAUCGCUGUAGAUGCUCUAAGAAGAUUUGGAUUCCCUGUUUCUGUCAUUCGUAGAAAGCAUAAAGCUGCAGCAAAAUUGUCUUCACCUUCUUUGGUGAUACAAUGUGAUGCUGUGGUGGUUGGUUCUGGCUCAGGGGGUGGAGUGAUGGCUGGUGUUCUAGCAAAAGCUGGUUACAAAGUGUUGGUGUUGGAGAAAGGAGGCUACUCUGCUAGGAACAAUCUUUCCCUUCUUGAAGGACCAACCAUGGAUCAAAUGUACCUCAAUGGAGGAAUGGUUGCAAGUGAUGACAUGGGUAUGUUCAUACUAUCAGGAUCGACUGUUGGUGGAGGGUCAGCGAUAAACUGGUCUGCAAGCAUUAAAACCCCACGGCAUGUGUGCAAGGAAUGGUGUGAGAAACAUGGGCUAGAGUUGUUUGAGAGUAAAUUGUAUAGAGAAGCAUUGGAUGCUGUCUGUGAGAAGAUGGAAGUUCAAUCUGAAAUCGAAGAUGAAGGAUUCAACAAUGCUGUCCUGAGAAAAGGGUGUCAAGAAAUGGGGUAUCCUGUUAGUACAAUUCCUAGGAAUUCUCCAUCAGAUCAUUACUGUGGCUGGUGUUGCAUGGGUUGUAAGGAUGGGAGGAAGAAGGGUACCCAAGAAACAUGGUUGGUGGACUUGGUGAAAUCGGGCAAUGGAGCAAUUCUUCCAGGUUGUGAGGCAAUAAAAGUCUUGCACAAGAAAAAGGAAAGAACCGAUAGAAAGGUUGCACGUGGAGUGGCUUUUGAAUUUGAAUACAAAGGGACCAAAGACAUUUGUGUGGUGGAGUCCAAGGUCACAAUUGUAGCAUGUGGAGCACUUUGUACUCCAUCAUUGCUUAAAAGAAGUGGCUUAAGGAAUCAGAACAUAGGGAGGCACUUGCAUCUUCACCCAGUAACAAUGGCUUGGGGUUAUUUCCCAGAUGAACCUGCUUCUGAGGUUUGGCCAGAGGCAUAUAAGAAGAGCUACGAAGGAGGGAUAAUGACAGCAAUGUCCUCUGUAGUUGCAGAGUUUGAACAAUCUGGAUAUGGUGCAGUGAUCCAAACACCUUCAUUGCAUCCUGGUAUGUUCUCAAUUGUCACACCAUGGACAUCUGGGAUCGAUAUAAGAGAUCGAAUGCAAAAAUUUUCUAGAACAGCUCAUAUAUUUGCACUGGCAAGGGAUAAAGGAUCGGGGACUGUGGACUCACCAAAGAAUAUCAGUUAUAAAUUGGCAGGUGUAGAUGAAGAGAACUUACAGAAAGGAAUUGAAAAAGUGCUGAGAAUUCUGGCAGCAGCUGGAGCUGAAGAAAUUGGGACACAUCAUAAUGAGGGAAGGACCUUAAAUGUAAAACAAGUGAGCUAUCAUGAAUUUGAGAAAUUUGUUAAGGAGGAAAGCUCAAGGCCACUGGCAGACCUUUCCACACCAUUGUGCUCAGCACAUCAGAUGGGGAGUUGCCGGAUGGGUUCUAAUCCAAAGCAAUCAGUGGUGAAUCAGACAGGAGAAACGUGGGAAAUGGAAGGCCUUUAUGUGGCUGAUACAAGUGUCUUUCCCACAGCUUUGGGAGUGAAUCCAAUGGUCACUGUUCAAGCUAUUGCUUAUUGCACAGCACAAUCUGUUGUACAAGUUCUCAGAAGGAAAAGAAGUAAAUGA
Molecule: messenger RNA, 2427 nt
Organism: Sphenostylis stenocarpa
Lineage: Eukaryota; Viridiplantae; Streptophyta; Magnoliopsida; Fabales; Fabaceae
Source: the annotation of a GenBank genome assembly